AUGCUUCUCUCAUUUAGAUGGCAAAAAAUUUUCAAAUCACGUUUGGUCCUAGCAUUAACAGCUGGUGCUAAAUAUUAUUUUAAUUUUAUAAUAUGUAUAUUUGGUUUGUUAUUUUUGGAUUCUAUACGCGAAUUACGAAAAUAUUCAGCAUGGAAUGUUAAAGAUUUAGCGACACCACAUGGUGAAGCAAAUGCACACAUGAAACAAUUUCGAUCACAAAGAAAUUUUUAUAUUGCCGGAUUUGCACUCUUUUUGUGGUUUGUUAUCAAACGACUCGUUGGUUUAACGGGGAUGUGUGCACGUGAAAUGGCUAAUUCAGCAGCAAUUCAUAAACAAGCUGAAGGUGCCCGCCGUUUUGCUGAUUCCGUAACAUCGGAUGAUUUGAAGAAAGACGAUAUAAAAAAAAAUAUUCCUGUAGCAACUGGUGAUGCUCCUCGAUAUAUUGAUCCAUCCGAACAUGAUGCAGAACUUUCUGUACUUAAACAGGGUACAAAAAUAUAA
Molecule: messenger RNA, 501 nt
Organism: Didymodactylos carnosus
Lineage: Eukaryota; Metazoa; Rotifera; Eurotatoria; Philodinida; Philodinidae
Source: the annotation of a GenBank genome assembly